Molecule: messenger RNA, 633 nt
Organism: Macrosiphum euphorbiae (potato aphid)
Lineage: Eukaryota; Metazoa; Arthropoda; Insecta; Hemiptera; Aphididae
Source: the annotation of a GenBank genome assembly
AUGUCGUCUUUGCAAGGAAACCGCAUGCCUAAAGAUUCUCAAACCAUAGUGUCGAUGAUGAAUGAUUUAGGAAUACAUGAAUAUGAACAACAGGUUUUAAACCACCUCCUAGAAUUUAAUUACAGAUACACAUCACUCAUUCUGGAAGAAGCUAAGGCUUGCUCAACAUUUGCUAAUAAGGAGAAAAUUGAUGCGGAUGAUGUCAAAAUGGCAAUUCAAAUGGCCCAAGAUGGUGUAUUUCUUAAAUCUCCUACACGUGAUGAACUAAUCAAAGCGAGUAAUGAAUUAAACAAAAAACCUCUGCCUGCAAUAAAGCCUGCUAGUGGGUUGAGAAUUCCUCAAAAUGGUUCAAGUUUCUUACAAGCAAAAUACAGGCUCAAAACUGAUUUGAAUAAAGGAAGAAAUGUAUUGAAGAAAAACACUAAAAUAACAGUAGCUGAAAUGUUGAAUGCGACUAAACAGAUCGAAGGUGUCAGUAAUCCUACACAAUCUGAUCCGAAGAUGGAUCCGAAGGAUGAUUUAAGUGUUUUGGACAUUGAUAAGGUUAUUGAAGAACAGCAGUGCAAUCAAGACAAUUUCAAUGAUUUUAAUUUGGAUUCCUUAUUACAUGAUCCUAAAUCAUUAUCAUUUUGA